AUGGUGAAGUACUCGCAAGAACCCGACAAUCCUACCAAGUCUUGCAAGGCUAGAGGUUCUGAUCUCAGGGUCCAUUUCAAGAACACUAGAGAAACAGCGCACGCCAUCAGGAAGUUACCGUUGUUGAAGGCGAAAAGAUACCUUGAAGAUGUUAUAGCUCACAAGCAAGCAAUCCCCUUCACGCGUUUUUGCCGUGGUGUGGGACGAACAGCACAAGCUAAAAACAGACAUUCCAAUGGCCAAGGUCGCUGGCCCGCCAAGUCUGCAAAUUUCAUUCUUGACUUGCUCAAGAACGCCGAGAGCAACGCUGAGGUGAAAGGUUUGGAUGUAGACGCUCUCUUCAUAUCUCACAUUCAAGUGAACCAAGCACAGAAGCAAAGGCGCAGAACUUAUCGUGCUCACGGACGAAUCAACCCUUACAUGUCAAACCCAUGCCACAUUGAGCUUAUCUUGUCCGAGAAAGAGGCGCCAGUGAAGAAAGAACCUGAGACGCAAUUGUCUUCGAGUGGCAAGUCGAAGAAAUCAUCUGCUUAG
Messenger RNA from Arabis nemorensis, 534 nucleotides. The record is from the annotation of a GenBank genome assembly. Lineage: Eukaryota; Viridiplantae; Streptophyta; Magnoliopsida; Brassicales; Brassicaceae.